Molecule: messenger RNA, 2212 nt
Organism: Talpa occidentalis (Iberian mole)
Lineage: Eukaryota; Metazoa; Chordata; Mammalia; Eulipotyphla; Talpidae
Gene: ACADVL
Product: acyl-CoA dehydrogenase very long chain
Exons: 20
Coding region: 94-2064 (656 amino acids)
Molecular function (GO): flavin adenine dinucleotide binding; fatty-acyl-CoA binding; very-long-chain fatty acyl-CoA dehydrogenase activity
Source: RefSeq, a predicted model, not a curated record
GUGAUUCAGGGCUGGGGAGACCCGAGACUUUGGCUGACCGGACCAGUGCGCUAGGUCAGCGCUCGAGGCAACAGUGUCCCGAGCUGCUCGGAUAUGCAGGCGGCGAGGAUGUACCCGCGCGUCGGGCGGCAGCUGUUGAGCUUGGGGGGCGGAAGCUUGCGGCCCAGUGCGCUUCUGGGGCAGCCCCGGCCCGGCCCGGCCCACCGACCCUAUGCCAAUGGGGCCGCUGAGGCGGUUCUGGACAAGGCUCAACCCCUCGCCGCCGAUGCUGCUUCGACCAGGGAAAAACCGGCCAAGGCAGAAUCAAAGUCCUUUGCUGUGGGUAUGUUCAAGGGCCAACUCACCACCGAUCAGGUGUUUCCAUUCCCGGAUGUGCUCAACGAGGAGCAGACACAGUUUCUCAAAGAGCUGGUGGGACCUGUAUCCCGUUUCUUCGAGGAGGUGAACGACCCUGCCAAGAAUGACAUGAUGGAGCAGGUGGAGGAGACCACCAUGCAGGGCCUCAAGGAGCUCGGGGCCUUUGGUCUGCAAGUGCCCAGUGAGCUGGGCGGUGUGGGCCUUUGCAACACCCAGUAUGCCCGCCUGGUGGAGAUUGUGGGCAUGCAUGACCUUGGUGUAGGCAUCACCCUGGGGGCCCAUCAGAGCAUCGGUUUCAAAGGCAUCCUGCUCUUUGGCACAAAGGCCCAAAAGGAAAAAUACCUCCCCAAACUGGCAUCUGGGGAGACUCUGGCUGCUUUCUGUCUCACCGAGCCCUCGAGUGGGUCAGAUGCAGCCUCUAUCCGGACCUCAGCUGUGCCCAGCCCCUGUGGAAAAUAUUAUACCCUCAAUGGAAGCAAGAUUUGGAUCAGUAAUGGAGGCCUGGCAGAUAUUUUCACGGUCUUUGCCAAGACACCAGUUACAGAUGCAGCCACAGGAGCUGUGAAAGAGAAGAUCACCGCUUUUGUGGUGGAGAGGAGCUUUGGUGGUGUUACCCACGGGCCCCCCGAGAAGAAGAUGGGCAUCAAGGCCUCAAACACGGCAGAGGUGUACUUUGAUGGAGUUCGGGUGCCGGCAGAGAAUGUGCUGGGCGAGGUUGGGGGUGGCUUCAAGGUCGCCAUGCACAUUCUCAACAAUGGAAGGUUUGGCAUGGCAGCAGCCCUUGCAGGCACCAUGAAAGGCAUCAUUGCUAAGGCGGUGGAUCAUGCUGCAAAUCGUACCCAGUUUGGAGAGAAAAUUCACAACUAUGGGCUGAUCCAGGAGAAGCUGGCUCGGAUGGCUAUGUUACAGUAUGUGACUGAGUCCAUGGCUUACAUGGUGAGUGCCAACAUGGACCAGGGAUCCAAGGACUUUCAGAUAGAGGCCGCCAUCAGCAAAAUCUUUGGUUCGGAAGCAGCCUGGAAAGUGACAGAUGAAUGCAUCCAAAUCAUGGGGGGCAUGGGCUUCAUGAAGGAGCCAGGAGUAGAGCGUGUGCUCCGAGAUCUUCGAAUCUUCCGGAUCUUUGAGGGGACAAAUGACAUUCUGCGACUGUUUGUGGCUCUGCAGGGUUGUAUGGACAAAGGAAAGGAACUCUCUGGGCUUGGCAGUGCUCUAAAGAAUCCUUUUGGGAAUGCAGGCCUUCUGCUAGGAGAAGCAGGCAAACAGCUGAGGCGGCGGGCAGGGCUGGGCAGUGGCCUGAGUCUCAGUGGAGUCAUCCACAAGGACUUGAGUCGGAGCGGUGAGCUGGCAGUGAAAGCCCUGGAGCAGUUUGCCACUGUGGUGGAAGCCAAGCUGAUAAAACAUAAAAAGAAUAUUGUCAAUGAACAGUUUCUGCUGCAGCGUCUGGCAGACAGUGCCAUUGACCUCUAUGCCAUGGUGGUGGUUCUCUCCAGGGCCUCAAGAUCCCUGAGUGAAGGCUACCCCACAGCCCAGCAUGAGAAAAUGCUCUGUGACAGCUGGUGCAUUGAGGCUGCAGCCCGGAUCCGGGAGAACAUGGCUGCUGUGCAUUCUGACCCCCAGCAGCAGGAGCUCUUCCGAAACUUCAAAAGCAUCUCUAACGCCUUGGUGGAGCAGGGUGGCGUGGUCACCAGCAACCCCCUUGGCUUCUGAGUACCCCCAACCAGGGCCUAGUCCAGAACGUGCCUUCUCUCAAGCCAAAAUCCAGGUUCCUUUUCCACAGACCCUGCUUCUGCCUUGAAGGGCUUCACCUCAGGAGUGUGCCUGCUCUCACAAGGAGCACUUACUGCCUCACAAAUAA